Macrobrachium nipponense is the source of this 1730-nucleotide messenger RNA. RefSeq lists its product as uncharacterized. The record is from RefSeq and is a predicted model, not a curated record. Gene Ontology annotation, molecular function: CoA-ligase activity. NCBI's taxonomy places the organism in Eukaryota, Metazoa, Arthropoda, Malacostraca, Decapoda, Palaemonidae.
CGGUCAGUCAACCGUCAGUGUCUGUCAGACUAGUGAAGGGAAUGGAUGGGUUCCGUCCCCGCGCUGGCGUCGUCCUCCGUCAGUUAGUUCAUCACAAUGUUCAUCGAUCCAGUAGUGCCUUCCGAAAACAUGCCAGGUUUAUGAGUACCGAUCCAAAAGAAAAAUGGAUCAUGAAAUCACCAUUUACCGUUGACAUUCCUACAAUACCCUUUACUAAAUACGUUUACGAAGCUCAGGAAUCAUUCGCAGAUAGAACGGCGUUUGUCAAUGGCAUCACACACGAGACCAUCACGCACGGUGAAUUCCGAGACCUGGCCACGCGUCUGGGCAGUGCCCUGACGCGCCUGGACGUGACGAAGGGCGACGUGGUUGCCAUCGUCUCUCCCAACUGCCCGGAGUUCGCCAUCUCCUUCUUCGCCGUGUCUUCCAUUGGCGCUGUCAACACGACCAUCAACUGCACCUAUACAGCUGAUGAAGUUGCUCAGCAACUGAGGAACUCUGGUGCUUCGGUAGUAAUAACACACCCGUUACUGCUGCCCACUAUGAAAGAGGCUUGCAAGAAGUAUGAUGGCAUACGACACAUGAUAACAAAUGGACCGAACGAUGAAGGUUUACUCACUCUGCAAGAACUGUUGAAAGAUGAUGGCACUGCCUUCCCAAAUAAUAUCAAGAUUGACCCUAAAGAAGACAUUGUUGUUUUACCCUAUUCUUCUGGUACCACAGGACUUCCAAAAGGUGUCAUGCUCACUCAUCAUAACAUGGUAUCUAAUAUGCAACAGAUUCUGCAUCCAUUCUAUAAUGUGAUAAAACCAGGGUCUGCACAGGAGGUAUUAGUAGGUGUUCUUCCUUUUUUUCAUAUAUAUGGGAUGGUUGUCUGUAUGGGACUCUCGCUUCAUAGUGGUGCUAAAAUGGUAACAUUACCAACAUUUGAACCAAAUCUUUAUGUUGGUACAAUAAAAAGAUAUAAGACUACUAUCCUGCAUACUGUACCACCCAUAGUCAGUUUCCUUAUUCAGAGUGACAUGGUUACACCUGAAUUAUUAAAAUCCGUCCACACUUUGGUCUGUGGAGCAGCCCCACUGGGACCAGCCCUUGUCAAAGAAUUUAAAGAGAAGUUUGGAGAUGGAAUGAAUUUUCAAGAAGGAUAUGGUAUGACUGAAGCAUCUCCUGUCACUCACAUGACACCAGUGGAGGCUUACAAGCCAGGAUCUACUGGCGUAGUAAUUCCCAAUACCAUGGCCAAAAUUGUAGAUCUUUCUACUGGUGAAACACUUGGCCCUGGUGUUGAGGGUGAACUUUGUAUACAUGGGCCUCAGGUAAUGAAAGGUUACUACAGAAAUGAGAAAGCUACAAAAGAAACAAUAGAUAAAGAUGGCUGGCUCCAUACUGGGGACAUAGCAAAAAUGGAUGAAAAUGAGAAUGUCUAUAUAGUUGAUCGACUGAAAGAACUUAUCAAAGUCAAGGGAUUGCAGGUGGCUCCUGCAGAGUUGGAGGAUUUGUUGAGAAGGCACCCAGCAGUAGUGGACGUUGCAGUCAUUGGGUUACCAGAUGAGAGAGCUGGGGAAGUACCCAGAGCAUUGUUGUUAUCACCAAAAUCAGAUGUAACUCAGGAUGAAAUUGCAGACUACGUUGCAAAGGAAGUUGCUCCUCACAAAAGGCUUUUAGGUGGUGUUUGUUUCACAGAUAAAAUCCCAAAAAAAUCAGCACCGGAAAAUACUCAGACGUGAACU